GACGUGCCCUCUAUAUGAGGUUGGGGAGCGGCUGAGUCGGCCUUUUCCGCCCGCUCCCCCCUCCCCCCGAGCGCCGCUCCGGCUGCACCGUGCUCGCUCCGAGCUCCGGGCUCCUGCUAGGCUAGCGCCGCUGCCGUCUCCCUCCAGCCGCCAUCAUGAUCAUCUACCGGGACCUCAUCAGCCAUGAUGAGAUGUUCUCCGACAUCUACAAAAUCCGGGAGAUCGCGGACGGGCUGUGCCUGGAGGUGGAGGGGAAGAUGGUCAGUAGGACAGAGGGUAACAUUGACGACGCGCUCAUUGGUGGAAAUGCCUCCGCUGAAGGCCCCGAGGGCGACGGUACUGAAAGCACAGUAGUCACUGGUGUCGAUAUUGUCAUGAACCAUCACUUGCAAGAAACUAGCUUUACAAAAGAAGCCUACAAGAAGUACAUCAAAGAUUACAUGAAAUCAAUCAAAGGCAAACUUGAAGAACACAGACCAGAAAGAGUAAAACCUUUUAUGACAGGUGCUGCAGAACAAAUCAAGCACAUCCUUGCUAAUUUCAAAAACUACCAGUUCUUUAUUGGUGAAAACAUGAAUCCAGAUGGCAUGGUUGCUCUGCUGGACUACCGUGAGGAUGGUGUGACCCCAUAUAUGAUUUUCUUUAAGGAUGGUUUAGAAAUGGAAAAAUGUUAACAAAUUUGACUAUUUGGACCUGUCACCUGUCGUCAUAACUGGCUGCUGCUUUUCAUCCACACACCACCAGGACUUAGACAAAUGGGACUGACGUCAUCUUGAGCUCUUCAUUUACUUUGACGUUGAUUUAUUUGGAGUGGAGGCAUUGUUUUAAAGAAAAACAUGUCAUGUAGGUUGUCAAAAAAUAAAAUGCAUUUAAACUCA
This is a messenger RNA of Manis pentadactyla (Chinese pangolin), 878 nucleotides long. It is a transcript of the gene TPT1, whose product is annotated as tumor protein, translationally-controlled 1. The coding region runs from base 156 to 674 and encodes 172 amino acids. Lineage: Eukaryota; Metazoa; Chordata; Mammalia; Pholidota; Manidae. Gene Ontology annotation, molecular function: calcium ion binding. The transcript is spliced from 6 exons. The record is from RefSeq and is a predicted model, not a curated record. Gene Ontology annotation, cellular component: cytoplasm.